Aspergillus clavatus NRRL 1 is the source of this 1158-nucleotide messenger RNA. RefSeq names its product succinate--CoA ligase subunit beta. Gene Ontology annotation, molecular function: ATP binding; succinate-CoA ligase (ADP-forming) activity; metal ion binding. Gene Ontology annotation, biological process: tricarboxylic acid cycle; succinyl-CoA metabolic process. The transcript has 6 exons. NCBI's taxonomy places the organism in Eukaryota, Fungi, Ascomycota, Eurotiomycetes, Eurotiales, Aspergillaceae. Gene Ontology annotation, cellular component: succinate-CoA ligase complex; mitochondrion. The coding region runs from base 1 to 1158 and encodes 385 amino acids. The record is from RefSeq and is a predicted model, not a curated record.
AUGCCUCCCUUGAUCUCGUACUCCAUCCCAGUCCCGAAAGGGUUCGUGGUCACAACUCCCGAGGAUGCCAGGUCCGUCGUAUCAUUGAUCAAUGCACCGUCGGUGCUCAAAUCGCAGAUCCUCGCCGGCGGCCGGGGUAAAGGACGGUUCGGGAGUGAUGGCAAGAGUGGUAUUCGCAUCGUUAACACCCCUAAUAAAGCCUACGAGAACGCUGCGAAAAUGCUCGGCUACUACCUCACAACAAAACAGACGCCACCUGGCGGGCUUCUCGUGAAGAAGCUAUACAUCUAUAAAGCGGUGGAUAUUGAGCACGAGUUCUACCUAGCGCUGACGUUUGACCGGGAAAGAUACUGCCCCGUCAUUUUGAUCUCAGAUCAAGGAGGUGUGGAUGUUGAAUCUAGCCAGGAUCAACUCCACAAGUUCUGGUUCUCUCUUUCAAAGGGUGUCACGACCGAUAUCCUCACCAAGAUCCAGAGGGAAAUUCACUUCACGGAAGCAGAAAUGAAGACAAUCCAGCACAUCGUCCAACAGAUGGUGAAACUGUUUCAAGAGAAAGACGCAAUCCUCCUCGAGUUGAAUCCGCUUGUCCGCACGCCAAAGGGAACCUUCGUCUCCCUCGAUGCCAAGUUUGAUUUCGAUGAUGCCGCGCGGUUCCGCCAGCCAGACAUCUUCAGCAAGGAAGAGUAUAUGCCGGACCAGAGAGAUGAAUACGAAGCCAAGGAGCAUGGGCUGGUUUACAUACGCCUCGACGGAAACAUUGGGAAUAUCGUCAACGGUGCCGGUCUAGCAAUGGCCACCAACGACCUGAUCAAUCUGCAUGGUGGGAAAAGCGCCAACUUUCUAGAUAUUGGGGGCAAGGCUACCACAGAUACAUUGCUCGAGGCCUUUGAAAUAUUGACCAGAGACCCACGCGUGCAAGCGAUUUUUAUCAACAUCUUUGGUGGAAUCGUUCGCUGUGACAUGAUUGCCGAGUCUAUCUUAGAAGCAGCAUCAGUAUUGGGGGGUUUCAAGGUCCCUGUCGUCGUCCGGCUGCAGGGCACAAACUCCGAACAAGCCCUGAGAAUGCUUGCAGAAUCCGGAGUUGAUAUACACACAGAUACAGACUUUGAAGGGGCUGCUCGGGAUAUCAUCAGAUUAGCGUCUGGUUCAAAACACUAA